Molecule: messenger RNA, 950 nt
Organism: Pseudovirgaria hyperparasitica
Lineage: Eukaryota; Fungi; Ascomycota; Dothideomycetes; Acrospermales; Acrospermaceae
Exons: 2
Coding region: 199-756 (185 amino acids)
Source: RefSeq, a predicted model, not a curated record
CAACAUUUCGUUUCGCUGAAAAUAGCACAGCACCCCCACCCCCAAAGGCAAAUAUCAAGCCAUCAGCCGCAGCCCAGUCUUGCAAUUCUACCCUGAAGAAUUCAUUAACAUUACUACAUAAACGUGCUCGCAUCAUACAGUAGCCAGACAUGCCCACACGAAUUCACAACACACGCUGAACCUUCAUACACACAAAACAUGGCCCCUCACGCCCCAACACCCCUUCCAUCAAACAUCCAGACACUCUCAUCAUCCCCCUCCUCAUCCCCAAUCCCCAUGUCCUCCCGUCUCUGCCCCAACGCCCGCUUCUGCUGGAACUUUGAAUGGAGCAGCUACACCCUCUCCAACGCCGACUCCGCAACCCUCGCACGACGAGUCUGCAUGAUUGUCAUUCUCGCCCUAAGCACCACGAUCGACGCAUUCACUGCCUUCUUCGCACUCAAAGGCAUGCAUCUAGUCAGCUUCGUGCUCGACGUGAUUCUGGGCGUGCUAGGCUUCUUCUUCAUUGCCUGGUGUCUCGUGCAGAUUGGGGAACUGAGGGGUGUGCGUAUUGUGCUGGGGAAGACGCUGACGAGGUCGCAUUUCGACGUGUUUCUGGGCGUCAUGGCGGUGUAUCAUGUGGGGUUGUUGGUGGGCUUGUUUACGGGGCUUAUGCUCUUGGGUGUGACGGGGACGGGGUUGGUAGCGUGGCUUUUGAUCUUUGCGGCGGCGUGGAUAGCGACCUGGACGCCGGAGUAUGGGAGUGUUAUGGUUUAGGUGUGAGUUGCUAGGUGGAGCCUGUGAUAGCGAAUGUGCUUGGGUCGUAUGCAACAUGUCCACUCUCGAUCCUCAAUCUCGCGCGCGACAUCAAUUCAUCUCGCGGAUCAGAGCCAGGUAGGUAGCCUGGACGAACGUCAAUUCGAAUCCUGGGCUUGUGUCCGCACUUCUCGAAGUCAAAGCAACAUCUCAGU